UACGGAUCUUCAAUACUGUUUCAUCUAUGACUGUAUUUGACUAUCCCGCGGCGCAAUUAAUGUUUGGAAUGCACUAAGAUUGUAUCAUAAUUAAAUUUACAAUACAUCGAUUUGUAUUACAGUAUUCGAACAUAUAUAUAGAUAUAUAUUUCUAAGCAUUGUUAUCAAUCGAUUAUUGCACACAAAUGGGAAAAAUAUAUUAUUAGGAAAAUGCAGAAUUUUUAAUUAGCAAAACGCGAAUAAAGGACCACUGGAGUAUAUAUUAAUAAAACUUUUCUACUGAUGAUCCUUGAUGAUAUACAUCAUCGUAAAUUCGUUUAUUUACCGAAGGAUUAAAUCUCUAUAUCAUAAUAGUAUCUCUCGUGAAAUUCACAAAUUCCUGUCGUUAUCGCAGUGCAACGAUGGCCAAGUGCUCAAGCAUGCAGUAACCAUCAAUCUGUCACCCAAUGAUGAGAUGACGAUUAGUCCGUAUUAGGUGGUGCCAUGUUACAUGAAACAAGCUGGAUGCGCACGAUGGCAAUUUCUUAAAUUGGGAACCAGCGUGCCGAUAAAAGCAGGUGAUGUCUGCUCUCUGCUGCCUGAUAAAUGUUGGUUUAAGGUCAUCUCAGUGCCAGACACGAUGGAAAGAAACAAUCAGAUAUUAAAAAGAAAAGCUGAUGAAAAUUUGAGUAAUGAUGUGGACGGUAAGAAAGCAUGCUUGUCAUCCAAUGUGGAAGUUAUUGUAUCUCCCAGUGAAAUUUUGAAUGAUAUGCUUAAUGAUAAAGAUCCAUUAAAUGAACAUCAGAAUUCUUCUGUUAAUGAAAAUAGCGAGCCCAAUGAUGACACUGCUCCAGUCUUGCAGGAAACCUAUUCUGCGAGCUCUCUAGAGGAAAAUAGUAUGCUCGCAACAUGUUCUAAAAUGUCGGCAGACUCUCAAGACAUAAUUGAACCUUGUGUCAGGCAACAGAAUGAUAAGAAACAGAAAACAAAAAGCAUCAACUCAACAAGCGAAGCUAUGAUAAAUGUUGAAACAGGAAAGAAAAUUAAAUGGGAUUGCGAUGCCCAUUUCAGUGAUCAAACUGAGAUUCAAGCUUUACCAACACAGAACAAUGCUCGUUCGCCUGUUACUUUGCAUCAGGACCAAGCAAAUGCACAAAAUCCUGUUAGAGUUGUCAGAGAAAAAUGUAUAUAUGGUGCUCGAUGUUAUCGGAAAAAUCUCAAUCAUAAAAACAAUUACAGCCACCCGGCCGAUUCCGAUUACGACGAGAUAGAUGAUCGGGAGGAGUGUCCAUACGGUAAAAAGUGUUAUCGUAAAAAUCCUCAGCACAAGAUGCAAUUCAAGCAUACAAGCGUCCCACGUCAUCGUCGAAGAGCCGCUACUCCAAUGCACUCGGUGACCAAUACCACGUCUGAAACAGAUCACUCGUCUGCAGAAGAAUCUGUCGACGAAUCUGAUUACGAACCGUCUGUGUAUACAGGAAGUUCGGACGACUUGGAUGAAAGCACAAGCGAGUGGGAAGAUGGCACAACGGGCUGACGUUAAAUAUUAACCGGCCUUCUCAUAUUAUCGUCGUCGAUUUCUACGUCAUAUUUUUUUAGAGCGUCCAAAUUAUAGAUAUUUCUAUUGGUAAUACA
Messenger RNA from Formica exsecta, 1614 nucleotides. RefSeq names its product aprataxin and PNK-like factor. Lineage: Eukaryota; Metazoa; Arthropoda; Insecta; Hymenoptera; Formicidae. The record is from RefSeq and is a predicted model, not a curated record. Gene Ontology annotation, molecular function: DNA-(apurinic or apyrimidinic site) endonuclease activity; 3'-5' exonuclease activity. The transcript is spliced from 5 exons. Gene Ontology annotation, cellular component: nucleus; site of double-strand break. The coding region runs from base 491 to 1516 and encodes 341 amino acids. Gene Ontology annotation, biological process: double-strand break repair.